Microplitis demolitor is the source of this 5051-nucleotide messenger RNA. RefSeq names its product myosin-G heavy chain (gene Pp2C1). Gene Ontology annotation, molecular function: protein serine/threonine phosphatase activity; cation binding; mitogen-activated protein kinase binding. NCBI's taxonomy places the organism in Eukaryota, Metazoa, Arthropoda, Insecta, Hymenoptera, Braconidae. The coding region runs from base 927 to 4001 and encodes 1024 amino acids. Gene Ontology annotation, biological process: protein dephosphorylation. The transcript has 6 exons. Gene Ontology annotation, cellular component: cytosol; nucleus. The record is from RefSeq and is a predicted model, not a curated record.
AAAAAUAUAUAACUCAGAAAUAAAAAACUUUAAAAUGACCAGCAAUAAAAAAGUAACCGAUGACGUGAAAGAUAAUUCGAAUUGAACCGCGACUCGGGUAAGAAAUUAAACCAAUACAAAAAUUAAAGUGGGAAGUGGGCUUGUGAACGUGGCAACGUCGCUCUGCGUGCGGGCUGUUGCGCAGAGGAGUAGGUCGACCAACACUCGCCAACACAAAGUCUGGGAGAUAUAACGGAAGGUUUUGACUGCUGGGUCUACACCAGCUCUUACAUUACCAACAUCAUCCAAUCCUCUAUUCACUACCACAGAGUCGCGCAAUCAGCAAAGCGACGUGAUAGGCCAAGAGUAUAAAAGUUUCCGCCGACGUAUCAAAGGAUUUAAAGGCGAGUCUCGUGGUGAGGAUACUAGAUACUUGUAUAUACAGUCAGUGACAAGAGAAGAGAAUCGAGGAGAGACAAGAGGGGAAGUAGAAGUACUUAUCGUGUUUUCUAUUUGGCUCUCACGCGCGCAAGUCGAAUUCUUCUCAACUUAACUACAGUCUUAGUCUCCGACAGAUGGAGGGGAAUAGAAUGUAUAAAACAGAACCUGUGCCUCUCCCUCUCGCUAUCGGGAAUGAGAAGUAGAAGUACAAGUAUAAGCAGCAGCAGCGACCCCACCACAAUUUUUAUGGCAGUAAAAUUAAUACGCGAGGUUUCCGCUCCAGUCUGUGUGUUACAAGUACGUGGUCUCUGGUCUAUAAGCCAGCCAUCCGAUCAGAAACGUUAGACUUGGCUUCGUAUCUAUACUGUAGUUGCUGAUAAUAAUAACAACAAUAAUAAUAUUAUUAAAUACAUAAGUGAUAAUAAUAGUGGGUAAAUAUUCAGUACUGGGUGCUGAUUUAAUUUUUUAUAAUAAAUUGCAGUAUAUUGUGUGAAAGGUGAUUCAUAAUGCCGUUAAGCAUCAAGGUUAAUCUCCGGGUUACCGGACACUGUAACCAGGGCGGUCGUAAAUACAUGGAGGACAUGUUCAGUGUCGCUUACCAACAAACUUCCGAUGAUAAAGACCUGGAGUAUGCGUUUUUUGGUAUUUUUGACGGUCAUGGAGGAGGCGAGGCUGCUAAAUUUGCUAAAGAUCAUCUUAUGGAUAUUAUUGUCAAGCAAAAAAACUUUUGGAGUGACAAAGAUGAGGAUGUGCUACGUGCGAUUAGAGACGGAUAUGUUAAUACACAUUACGCUAUGUGGCGAGAACUGGACAAAUGGCCGAGAACUGCCUCAGGACUGCCGUCAACUGCUGGCACGACUGCUAGUAUAGCUUUUAUACGCAAAGGAAAAAUUUAUGUGGGACAUGUUGGAGACUCGGGAAUAAUUCUCGGUUAUCAGGAUGAAGAUGAUCCUCAGUGGAAAGCGAAACCACUGACUAGAGACCAUAAACCGGAGAGUGGACCGGAGAUGAUAAGGAUCCAAGAGUCUGGAGGAAAAGUUAUCAGUAAAUCUGGUGUGCCGAGAGUCGUUUGGAACAGGCCUAGGAUCGGGCACAAAGGACCUGUACGAAGAUCUACUCACAUUGACGAGAUUCCAUUUUUAGCUGUGGCAAGAUCUUUGGGUGACUUAUGGAGUUAUAAUUCAGAACUAGACACUUUUGUUGUCUCGCCUGAGCCUGAUGUUAAAGUUAUUAAAGUUGAUGUUAAGUCAUAUCGCUGUCUUAUCUUUGGUACUGAUGGUCUCUGGAAUAUGCUGACACCUCAAGCUGCUGUGGCAAUCGUUCAAGCUGCUGAACGACAUAAUGAAAAACAUUUUAUUGCUUCACAGCAGACUGGAAAUCUCUUACAGGGAGAAUCACAAAUGUGGAUAAACCCUUCUAAGAGUUUAGUAGAUCGUGCUCUAGAACGUUGGUCAUCAACGCGCCUACGAGCUGAUAACACAAGUGUCGUGACAUUGAUGAUAGACCCACCAGGGCCAUCACGCUGUGAAGUUUUAAUGAAUCGUCGUCAAAAAGAUGCCGUAGCUUCAGUUCCAAAGACCAUACCUACACCCCUAACACCACAUUCGUGUAAUUCAAAUCCCGAUUUCAACAUUGACAGGACCCAACCACCAACGGCGAAUGUUGUUGUUCCUCCAAGUCCAGUAGCAGCAGCGUCGAAUUUAAUCAACAAUACGGUCAGCGAGGAUUCAAAUCAAACUAUCAGUCCUUCGUCGUCUUCAUCCGGACUAAAUGAAAGUUUACCCGGUGAUUAUAGUUUCCAAGAAAAUUGUGUUAAUUAUGAACCGUUUGUUGGUAAUAAUAAACAUGAAAAAGUUGAAAAUAUUAAUGAUACUUUAAGUGAAUCUAGUGUUAAAGAAAGUACAAGUAUGGAGAAUAUUCAAGUUGCUGAAAUAUCCUCCAGUGAUAUAAGUAAUGAUGAUGCUGGUCAACUUUUAUCUGACGAUACUGUCGAUGAUAAAUCUUCCGCCGAAGAAAAUACUAAAACUACAUUAAAAAAUGAUACAAAUAUGAAUGAAAGUGUUAAUCAAUCAUCUGUAAAUGAUUCCUUAAUUGAGACCACUGUUGCAGAAGAGGAACCACUUGAUAAUGACUUUACAAAAGACACUGGAGAUGCCCAUCAAUUGACCAGAGAAAACGCAUUCUUUGGAUCUUGGGAAUCAUUCAAUAACAGCAGAUCUGGACUAAAUAAUUCAGCCAAUUCCAGUUCGACUGAUCUAAUUUCAAGUCAAACGUCUGUUGUUGAAAAAAAUAAUCCAGCAGAAGUUGAUUGCGAAAAGGAUAAAUUUGAAAGUCUAUCAGCAGAUUCAAAUCUUGAUAAACCGUCUGAUUUUUCCAGUGAAGGUAUUAAAGAUGAAACUAAAAAUUUAGAAAGACGAGAAAAUGAUUCUGUUCAAACGUCACCUCAAUUGAUGCCAGCUACGUCGACAUCUGUCACAGAUGAUAAAAAAAUGCCAGCUCCGUCUCCAGUAGAUACUGCCAGACUAAAACGACGUCGUGAAACUCCACUCAGACCAGGCUCAACCCGACGUACUACAGGAAUCGUUAAUAAUAAACGUAGACACAGUUCUACGUUAGAAGAUGCUGAAGAUUCUGGUAUCUGCGCUGUACCAGAACCGCCUAAUUUUAAACGUCGCACGCGAUCAGAAGAUAGACGAUGUGAUGCAAAUGCUCCAACUGAUGAGAAUAAUCCAAUAAAUCAAGAGCAAUCAAAACAACAGUCAUUACGACAUGAUCGAGUACGUCGUUGGCCUGGUAAUUCACGUUGCUCCGUAGUUUCUAAAUUAAGAAACGUUAAUUCUCCAACAACAUCUUACUCAGCAGCAACAAAUACCAGCACACCCAAUACUCGUGAAAAAUUGACAGUAUCACCGACGUCAUUUCAACGACGUAGUCUUGAAAAGAAAGCGACUCCAGUUAAAACAAUAAGAAGACCAUCAAUAAAUGGCUCGAGUCGGGUUCAAUUGAGAGGAAGUUUUGCUCUGAGAGAUUGGGAUCAAAGUAAAUCAAGUCACCACCAUCGUCGCCGUCGUGGCGCCCGUGCUGGAAGUUGUUCUUCUGAUAGAUCAAGAUUAAAUCAUGUUAUUACUGGUGGCACUGCUUUGUCAAGUGACCCAACGUCGUCUUCCACCAGCACACCUCAGCGUUGGCUCAGGUCUGAUACGAUAGCUGCUAUUCCUAUCAAAACUUUGAGGUCUCGAAAUGUUGACAUUGCAUCGGGACACACAGUUCCACCUCAGCUGGCUCACCAGUACAAUAUUAUCAAGCAAAACCGGCUCUCAUUGCCGCCUUCCAACACCACGAAACUUCGGAUGUCAAGCACGCCGUCUAAAGUUAAAUCGACGACGACAAUCACAGCGGGAUUAACGACAUCGGGAAAAUUAAAACAAGCUGGUGGUAAUAUUGGAGGAGCCAAUGGGUCAUCAGCUUCUGUUUCACCAAAUUCAGUACCCGGAAUCGCUAAGAGAGUCAAGUCAACUCCUUACAAUCCAAGCGCUAGAUCACUAGGAACCCGGUCACGUCUAAAGCGUCUCAGUAAAUAAAUAGUUAUGUAGAUAUAAAUAUGAUAAAUAUAUAUAUGCUUAUAUAUAUAUUUCUUUUCUUUUUUAAUUAAUAGAUGCUAAUUAAAUUAAAUUGUUUUUUUUUUUUCGUUAUUAUUAAAGAUAAAUAGAAAUAUAAAUAUAUUUUUUUUCUUAUAUUUUCUUUUUUUUUCUUCAAUUAUAUUUUAGAACUUGUAAUUGAUAUCGGUUCUAAUUUGAUGCAGGUCACUGGCGCUAAUCAUUAAAAUUAAUUUCUUAUUUUUAUUAUAAAUUGAUAUCAUCGUUUCAUAUAUUCUUCGCGACAUAUUUAUCUCCAUUAAUCAUUUUUAAAAUGUAUAGUAUAUUUAAAUUAGACAUUCAAAAAAAUCGGCUAUUCUUUUUUUGAAAAAAUUGUAUGGAAAAUAUUUUUCGAGAUGACGAAAAAAAAAUGGCGCUAAAGUUUGAACUCUUAAUAUUAAUUUUAACAACCGCCUGAUUGCAAUUUUUGAUUUUCUAUUUAAAUAACUCAUUAGCGAAUCAAUGUAUUGGAAAAGUCAACAGAUAUCUGUGUUGGAAAUUGAGCGCACUACAAAAAAAAUCUCUUAUUUGUAAUAAAUUUAAUUUUUCAAAAGUUACUCAGUCAAAGUUGAAUUCAUAGUAAAUUUUUGUGUUAUUCGACUUUUCUGACGAAACUAUUAGACUUAUCGUGAAAUGCCACAGGACCUUUUUUGUAGCUCAUUUAAUUUCCUACAACUUAUUUCUAAUAAAGUUUUCAAAAUUCCUGAAAGUUUUUUAGUUAUUUGCAUUUAAAUGUCAAUUUGUUCCAAGAAAUUUUAUUUUGGCCGAAUUCUAUUACUUUUAAAUGCAAAUAUCUAAAGAACUUUCAAAAAUUUUGGAAAUUUGAUAACAGAUAAUUUGUAGGAAAUGAAAUGAUCUACAAAAAAGGUCUUAUAACAUUUUACGAUAAAUCUGAUAAUUUCGUCGAAAAAAUAGAAUAAUACUAAAAUUUACUAAAAAAUCAAAAAUUGCGCGGUGGUUUUUAAAAUUAAUAUUAAAAGCUCCAACUUUUUCAUU